GGGAGGUAUGAGCAGGUAUAUUGCAGUAGUGAAUGGUGAAGUGGACGUGAAUGGACUGACGUUUGCGGAGGAGAGAGAGAAAGAGGGAGCGAGCGAGGCAGACUGGACUGUGCUGAGUCUGGGUUCUGCAGACAGAAAGGAGGCCAGACAGAGAAGGCUGGACUCCGGUAUUGUGCGGCUGACUCAGCGCCUCUCGCUGAAGGACAGGCACUGGAAACAGGAGAAGAGUCUGCAGUGCACACCACCAGCCUACAGGAGGCGCUCUCUCAGCCUUGACUGGGCGGAGUGUAAGAUGACUCAGCAGGUUCCAGAGUCGCGGGGGCCGAUGGUGCGGAAGUGUUCCAGUGUGUCAUGCUCAUCACCCCCCAGCGCGGCCCGCAGGCUCUACAGGAACCUGUCAGGAAAAUUCCGCACUAACCCUGGAUCAGAUGACACCGCGGCCGCUGGACGAUCCGACAGGGAGCACAUCCGCAAGGCCACCGCGCUGCAGGGUAACGGUGUGUUGUUUGAGGCAGUGGAGCAGCAGGAUCUGGAGCUGGUGCAGACUCUUCUGAAGGAGUUCAGCGCUGAGGAACUGGACCUAAACACUCCGAACAGCGAGGGGCUACUGCCACUGGACAUCGCCAUACUCACCAAUAAUGUCCCAAUGGCCAAAAUACUGCUGCAGUCAGGAGCUAAAGAGAGUCCACACUUUGUAAGUCCAGAGAGCCGUGCUGUGCACCUGGCCGCUCUGGUGCAGGAGGCGGAGCUUCGGGUGUCUGAACUUGUUGCCCAGGUAACAGGGGCAGGGCCAGCAGAGAGGGAGGAGUCAGACAGGGAGAGACAGCUGAAGGCCUGGGAGUGGAGGCUCCGCCUUUAUAAACGCAUGCAGACUGGAUACACACACGCCAGCCCCCCAGACCCCCCCAGCAGAGUGUGUGUUUGUGUGACCAGCUCCUCCAAUCUCAGAGUUCAGUUCCAGGAGCCGCUCUGCCUCAACUCCGCCGUCGUCACCAAAUAUCGCGUGGUGUGGAGUAGUUCUCCAUCCUUUUCUCCUCCACUGGGUGAGCUGGUUGUUGAGGACACAAGUCUACUGCAGUGUGACAUCACAGGACUAACAGCAGGUGUCCCCUACUACGUCCAGGUGUUUGCUUACAACAUGAAGGGAUGGAGCGCACCUCAGGCUUCUGUACCGGCCUGCGCUACUCCAUCCAGUUGGAGGGAUGUGGACGGUCGAACACCGAGGCUGCGCGGCCUGCGGGAGGCGCUGGACCAGAUCCUGGAGCAGAUUAAGGAGGCGCACCAGCAGUGCGCGUGUCACGAUCAGUGUAAAGGUCCUCCGAAUGUGCGGAAACACUCUGUCUCUAAAAGCCUGAGACAUCUCUUCCAGCCCACCAGCAAAUUCGUCAAAAAUCUAAAAAGAGGUGUGUAUGUGGCCUGUGUGUUCUACAGGGAUGAUAAUGUUUUGGUCACUGCGGAGGAGCAGCUACCCGUAGUGGAAGUGGACGAUUCUUACAGCUCUCUCACGCAGGACUUCCUGUGGUUCACUAAGGUGUCGUAUCUGUGGGAGGAGAUCUCCUGGCUGCAGCAGUGUGUGGGUCCUGCUCAGCUUUCCUGCUCCUGCACUCUACAGACACGCCUCAAAAUGCUGCAGGCCCUCGCUCACCUACAGGCUAUGUUGGGCACUCAGGACUUGGGGCAGGUGUAUUUUGAGCCUGUGAGGGAUAAGCAUGGUAACGCCCUGCUGGUGCUGCUGAGGGAGGUGGAAGGAUGUGCUCUGGAAGGCCUGCGCUGGACUCCACUCAGCAAACUGCAGAUCCAGCGCAAAUCCAUCUCCUCUCCUGAUGAACCUACUGCCCUCGACACCCUCCUCAUCACCCUGCAUGAGAAGCUGGCGUACCACAGGCGCAGCAGGAAGCUGCUGGCCCCCGGGCUGUAUCUGGGCUAUGUGAAGCUGUGCAGCUCAGUGGAACAGAUCAGAGUGCUGGUGCCCCACAAAAUCCCCAACGUCUUCUGCCACGUCAAAAUACGCGACAACGGCCAUGUCUCCAGGGAGGAGUGGCAGUGGCUGCAGUCUGUGCGUUCACUGGAAGACACAGUAGAAGUGUGUGCUGAUGAGCAAAGCGCUCCACAUCGCUUCCUGCUGGAGUUACGUAACGCCGCCAAAGAACUGCUCGGACGCAUUAAUAUUCCCAACAAUCAGGCACAGGACUUCCGUGUGUAUGUUCAAGAGGUGAUUGAACUUGGGGAGAGUGUGUCCUUCCUGUUGCUCCUCCCCCCAUGUGAGGAGGUGUGUACACCGCCCGGACAAAACAACCCCUACUCCCCCCGAUCCGGAUUCUUCACCCUACCGCUGCAGAUCUUUGAGCUGGUUCAUUUUGAGGCAUACUGCCCCAGUUUUAUCAGCCAGUACUGCCGUGCGUCCGCCGUUUUGGGGCUGGAGUCUCUGAUGUCCCAGCAGGCUUUGCGAGAGGCUUUCUCUGAGUCUGAGCUCCUCACAGCGAAACAGAAGCAUCACAAAAUCCAGGAGCUCUUACAGCAGAUGGAAGAGGUUUGGCGGGAGGCUCGGUGGAUGGUGGAGGUUCUUCAGUGCGCUCGCUAUAAACAGCAGCCUGCAGGUGUGAGUCUCGGCUCCAUCAUCGACUUCACCAAAGAGAGCGUCCCCGAGAAAACACCCUCUACCUCCUCUCAGCCUGACUACCUGCCCUCACCUGUCCCCUCACCUUCCUCCUCACCGCACACUAGCCGAAAACACCCUGCUCUGUCAGAUGAUGAAUGUUCGUUGGAGGUCUUCCUCACCACAGACAGUGAUUACGGCUCCAGUAGAGCUCAGAGCCCACGGGAACUCGACCUGCUGCCCUCCUGUGUCUCCUUCACACACACACUCCUACACACACUCUCCAUCGUACUCACACACCUCCGCCCGCGCUGACCCCAGCCAGCCUGAUGUCCUGCAGACGGGGGGUGGGGUCCGGGGGGCAGGGCUGGAGAUGAUUGACAGUGACUUUGUCCUGCCGAGUCGUCAGAUAGAACUGUUGCGGAUCACGGAGAAGAGAACGGCGCUGUGCGUCCGAACCAGCAGCCUCGAGUACCCGCCCCC
This is a messenger RNA of Colossoma macropomum (tambaqui), 3079 nucleotides long. Its product is annotated as ankyrin repeat and fibronectin type-III domain-containing protein 1-like. The transcript has 20 exons. The record is from RefSeq and is a predicted model, not a curated record. Gene Ontology annotation, biological process: regulation of establishment of bipolar cell polarity; establishment of mitotic spindle orientation. NCBI's taxonomy places the organism in Eukaryota, Metazoa, Chordata, Actinopteri, Characiformes, Serrasalmidae. Gene Ontology annotation, cellular component: spindle. The coding region runs from base 8 to 2911 and encodes 967 amino acids. Gene Ontology annotation, molecular function: protein binding.